This is a messenger RNA of Pyricularia oryzae 70-15, 216 nucleotides long. RefSeq lists its product as uncharacterized. Lineage: Eukaryota; Fungi; Ascomycota; Sordariomycetes; Magnaporthales; Pyriculariaceae. The coding region runs from base 1 to 216 and encodes 71 amino acids. The transcript has a single exon. The record is from RefSeq and is a predicted model, not a curated record.
AUGGCUCUCAGUAGGGUAGACGGUUUAUCUUUGUGCAGGACUGUAUUAGCAUUGGCGGUCCUCGACGUCACCAACAAGAACCAGGAUGCCUUGAUCUCCGUUCUGUUCAAUGCCCGUCGCAGUCUCGUCCGGUCAGAAGAACUCACUUUCCGUGGGUGCCGCAGCUCGAGCAGGAGCACGAAGCGCCGCAGGUGCAGUUGUCGCCACACAUCUUGA